Molecule: messenger RNA, 438 nt
Organism: Naegleria fowleri
Lineage: Eukaryota; Heterolobosea; Eutetramitea; Acrasida; Naegleriidae
Exons: 2
Coding region: 1-438 (145 amino acids)
Source: RefSeq, a predicted model, not a curated record
AUGCUCACCACAGAGGCUGUCAAAUCCUCGAGAGGUCAAACCGAUGGUUUUGGUGGAAAGUAUUAUCAACGCUAUGAAAAAUCACAUUCUUCCAAAUUCUUGACCAUUCUUCAGAAAUAUUCAAAGAAGGAUUUCAUUCGAAUUCCAUUAUCUAAACGAAGAAUGCAAUAUGAAGGCAUGCAUGUCGUGAAUGUGUCCAAGGACAAACAUGUGGUACAAUCAUCCUGCUUUUCGACAUUACGAAAAGAUUUCAAAACUUCGAACGAUUCCAAUCACAUGUCCUCUGAGAGUGCUCAAAUGGCUGUUCCAACCAAAGAUAUUGAAAGCGUAUCAGUGGGACGUAUUUCACUUCAAAAGAUUGUGCAGUCUGCAAAACCAGAUCAAGAUAUAUCAGCCAUUGUUCUUGAAUUGGAAAAAAGAAAGGAAGAGCAAAUUUAG